CCCAACAACGGCAGCAGCAGCACAAGCAGCAGCAGCACAAGCGGCAGCAGCACAAGCAGCAGCAGCACAAGCAGCAGCAGCACAUUUGCUGCACCCUCCAGCGGCACUUCCGGCCAUCAGCUGGUAGAGCGACUUUCAGACGUUUCCGUAGAGGCCUUAGACAAGGCUCGCCAGAUCUUGGCUUCAAUGAGAGGGAGUGCUGAGGGGGGCCCCCCCGACGCCAACGGCUCCUACCUCUUGUGCUUUCAGCUGCUAAAACUCGCAGGUCUGGAGGCGGAGAUUCCCCGCCUUGUUGUCUUUGGCCAGCAGAGCAUGGGGAAGACAACGCUUCUAGACUACAUCAUGGGGGGCCCCAUAGGAUACAGCAGUACAGACACAGGCACACGGCAGCCAGUGGUCAUCUUGCUCCGGCCGAGCGAAACGGGCGCUGUCUCCUGUCGGCUUAAGAAUCAAUCGAUUGCCAUCAAGGAGCUGCAGCAGAAGAUGAAGGAGAUCAUGGCUGCACAGGGAGAAAAUAUCAGCAGCGAGGAGCUCGAGGUCGAGAUUGCCGUCCCCAACGGUGUGCAUGCGGUGUUUGUCGACUUGCCGGGAAUCAAAGAUGACUCCCAGAUGGGCGCGCAACAGACGCGUGCAGUAGUUCGCUCUUAUGUGCAAAACAAUCCCAAUGACCUCUAUAUUCUUGUGAAGAAGGCCAGUGACGAUCCCGCGAACUGGCCAUGGAGCCUCAGAGAGUUCAUUCUUUCCCCAGGGCCUAAAGGUCUAGGACUUACUCCCUCGCAGACGGUGGUCGUUGGUACAAGAGCUCGGGAGUUUCUUCAAAACGAAAAAAACGAUGUGAAAACGCAGCAGCAGCUGCUGGACCGUGUCAGGAAGCGGGCUGUCAAGGACGCGAACGGAAACCUUCUGCCGCUGUACCUCUUAGAGCUCUUCUCGCUUUCUCUAGAGGAGAAGGAGAAGGGGAACUUCUUGUCUCGCAAGCAGAGCAUGCAAAGGCAAAUGGAGGAGGGCCAUAGAGACGUCCAGCACCUCCUUUUUUCUGCCUUCGAUGUCUGCCCCGAUCAGCAAACGCUGUCUGAUUUCUUCAGUCCAACCAAGUUUAAGACGGAGCUCAACGAUAAGUUUCAGUCAUUGCUGUCUGAGCAGCUGAGUCUGUUAGAGAGGCGUUUAGGCCGGAAGAGGAGCGAGACGCAGAAGCGGAUAGGAGACAUCGAAGAUCAGCUCGUCGAGCAGUCCCCCCAGUCCAUAAGGGAAUAUGUGAAGCUGUAUCUGCGGGAGCUGCUACAAAUUGUCACAGAGCUAAUGACAGGCAACUACGUCAUUAUUCGGCUGCCACGAGGAGGAGCCUCAUUCAUGGAUGUGUAUGGAGGCACUUUAAACGAGAAUCUUGAAGCUGGCCACAAGCUGUGUUGCGAACUCUUUCCCGAUCCAGAACAAUACGAUCCCCAGUUUCUGCAGACUACCAGGAAAAAAGCAGAGGAAUACUUUGAGCGUCUGAAGCAGGAGGAGGCAAGACAGCAUCUUCCAGGAGCACCUAAUGGACGAGUUGUUACGCAGCCUGGCCAGCUCGUGCGAUACAUGUUGUCUAAGGAUGAAACCAACAUGUUCGGACUUGUGCAAACUGUCUCGGAUUCUGCCGAAGCAGGUGAUCACACAACGAAGAAGGCAGAGGACGCUCAUAAUUCUGACAACAAGGUUUACAGCCGAGAUGCGCUAGUCACCUUCUACUUUCGAAGUCCACAGGCACUGACAGAGCAAACACAAUCCAAAAGUGUAGAUCGGCAGCGCCUAACUGUGAUUCUUUCUCUUCAGACGUUGGUAAAUCCGAAGAAUAUCCCCCCUCACGGCUAUCGCUGUUGGCAGCGUGUCUUUCGGCCGGAUGGCUGGAUCGGCCUUCGGCCGGUGGAGAUACACUCCGUCUCUGUCGAGUCAGCAAAUGCUGAACAAGCUGACGGUACAGCAGCGUUGUACAAAGGCCAUGCCGUUAUCCACCCCCUCCUAGGGCCUGACCUGGAAGGCCUCCCCAACGAAGCAGCACCGCAAGAGUCAGUUGGGCUAGAUGAAUUGUUCAUGGACGCCGUUGGAGAAAGCGACAGGCAGUCCGUCGGAGAUUCAGACUUGACUCUCAUGCAACGAGUGGCCGGAGAGUUCGCCGACGUUCGGCUGCUCAAUCAGCUUUCCUUAACGCACUUAGGACGAUGGAUGAAAUUCCACAUCUCCAUUUUAGAACCAGACAGGCGCUUUACCAAAGAUGUACUUCUGCAGAUGAUGCGUUCUGUACGGCAUGUCAUGGACAAAGCCGACUGGGAGCCCCUUAUCGCCGAUCUUCUACAGUCCAACGUGCGUGGGGGAAUGCUGCACUUGGUCCGUCUGGCAACAUGUGCAUCCUCAUGUGCCUUAAGACGCAUUUUGCGCGCGGCAGCCGCAGAAAUCAAGAGACAGAUCAGCACGGGAGAUCUGGCAAGCGGGCUCAAAUUCCUCACCGAAAAUUCAAGGUUUAUGGACGAGCUUGAUCAGGCUCUUGAUGAAUAUUGCAGAAGCAAGGCUCGUGCCUGUGCCGCAACGAUGAGGGAGCUUAUCUUCGAGCAGACGCAUGCAGUCCACUUUGAAAUGAUUGAAGAGCUCUUCGAUGGCUGUCGACAAUUCGAAAGAGACUUCCUCGGGAGCUCUUCGAUGGAUGAAGUUGCAAAGACUGUCCGAACCACGAUGGCGAGGCGGAAGCAGCGCUUGGGAGUAGCGGAUGUGUACUCGCGGAGUGGCGGUCCAGGAGAUCCGCAUGAUAUGAUUUAUGAGGAG
Molecule: messenger RNA, 2793 nt
Organism: Cyclospora cayetanensis
Lineage: Eukaryota; Apicomplexa; Conoidasida; Eucoccidiorida; Eimeriidae
Exons: 16
Cellular component (GO): membrane; microtubule; cytoplasm
Molecular function (GO): GTPase activity; microtubule binding
Source: RefSeq, a predicted model, not a curated record